Messenger RNA from Lathyrus oleraceus (garden pea), 1201 nucleotides. RefSeq names its product zinc finger protein ZAT9. Lineage: Eukaryota; Viridiplantae; Streptophyta; Magnoliopsida; Fabales; Fabaceae. Bases 125 to 928 code for a protein of 267 amino acids. Gene Ontology annotation, biological process: regulation of DNA-templated transcription. The record is from RefSeq and is a predicted model, not a curated record. The transcript has a single exon.
GUUUUAUACCAAAUUUUAUCUUCCCACUUUACCCUCAUUUAAAAACUAUUCAAUUAUAAAAAGAAAAAACCCUACAAUUUCUCAAAAAUCACUUAAACACACCUCUACUUUUCUGUACUCCCAAAUGGAGAGUUACAAAUGCAAACUUUGCACAAGAUCAUUCACCAGUGGCAGAGCACUGGGUGGCCACAUGAAAGCUCAUUUAGCCACCCUCUCUCACCACCACCGCACUCCUCCCUCUUCUUCUACCUUACUCUCAUUUUCAUCUUCUCGUGAAAAUUCAGAUGAAAAAAGUGUAAUCAAUCUUUCAGAUCCCAAGUUUUCAGAGUACAUUGUUCAUGACAGAGAGAGUGAAACCGAGUCAAAGAACACCACUCAGAAACGAUCCAACCGUAACCGAAUCAGAAACUCAGAACAAAAGAAGCUUAAACAGAGCUUAAUGGAUUCACAUUCACAUUCACCGGUUAGUUCGAUUUCCGAAACUUCUCCGGAAGAAGAACUUGCUAAAACUCUCAUCAUGCUAUCAAGAGAUAAAUGGAAGAUGGAUGUUUUUGUCAAAGAAGAAUCACAAUCACAAUCACAAUCACAGUCACAAGAAGUUGAAAGAUCAAAGGAAGAGAUCGAGUUCAUAAAGAAUAGUAGGAAGCAUAAAUGUGACGAAUGUGGACAGAGCUUUCGAAGUUCAACAGCAAUGAAAAGUCACAGAAACAUUUGUCUUCAAAAUGAAGUUGCAACAACAACUGGUGAUCAUAAAAUGUUCAAAUGUUUGGUUUGUUCUAAGGUUUUUGGUUCUGGUCAAGCCUUAGGUGGUCACAAAAAAUCUCACCUUCAUCCAUCUUCAAAGAAAAAACUCUGUUUCAUCGAUCUCAACUUGCCACCAUCGCUACAAGAAAUCGAUGAUAGCGACCAAUGUGUUUUUUAUGAGUAAAAAUUGUAAGUUUCAAAUAUUUACAUUCACCAAGCGCAUGGUUACAUUUUGUGAUCUUUAAAAUAGUUAGGUAAGAAAGAGCAUUUUAUUUUAAGUGUCUUUUAUUGUUUAGAUUAAGUGUUUUUGUUGGAACAAUCAUUAUCAAGAUAUAGGUUAUGAUUUAUGUUUUCACCAACUGUUUGAAAUAGGGUGGAUAGUUAUUGAUUUGAUAGUUUCCUUCAUUGUACUCAAUUUGGCUUCUCUUCUCAUAGUAACUAACUAGAUGCUUUCAAA